AUGCCACCAAAGCAAGAUUCUAGCGCAGAUCGGAUGACUGCGAUUGAGGGUCAGCUUGGCGGACUCGCGAGCAUCAUCGAGGAUAUGCGAGCGGAGAUGAAAGCGAACAACCUUCGAGCCCUGGAGAAUGAGAAACGCGUGGAGGAGAGACACCGUCAAUCCCUCAUCGGUGUUACGAUCGCUGCGGUAACGAACCUGGAAAACCCUAGAUCUGUUAAGGAAGGUGCAGUGGAGGCACAACGUUCGUUAGAAGAAGGUCGUCAACCACAGGAGAAAGGUCUGCAGAUGCGAAGCGAGAAGGGAAUCCUAACCCUUCCGGAGAACGCGGUUCCGUUAAGAGCAGCAGAGAUUUCCAAGACACCGUUCACCGCAGGGUCUUCUGGUUACUCAGUGUUGCAGAAGAGUUCACCACCUCAGAAGAAGCUUGAGUUACCCGAUUUUGAUGGGAAAAACCCUGAUGAUUGGAUUUUUAGGGUGGAUAAGUGCUUCUCAGUGAACCAAACGGAAGAAGAGGAGAAACUUACUCAAGCAAUGGCGAGUAUGGUGGGGUGUGCGGUGACAUGGUUGAGGAUGAUUCAGGAUCGGGAUGAGCUAUUGGAUUGGAGGGAUUUUAAAAUGAAACUAAGAAGGAGGUUCAAACCCUCCCGAGGAGGAACCAUUCUUAGUCAAAUGCUGCGACUACGUCAGACGGGAACCAUAUCUGAAUACCGUGAGCAGUUUGAAGAGUUAUCUGCAGAAGUUCCACACGUUCCUAACGAUGUGUUGGAAGAGAUUUUCUUACAUGGUAUGAAGAGAAGCUUGAGGGAGCAAGUUGUGAGGUUGAGGCCAAUGGGUAUGGAUGAGAUAGUGGAUACAGCGAAGAUCAUUGAGGAGCAAGAAAAUGAUCGCCAUGCGUAUCACUCUCGACCAUUCCAGCGAACUAACUCAGCCCCAGCGCUUAACUCCAACCAGAGAAGCUCGAGUGUAUCUCCAUCUAAGCCGGGGGAAACCACUCCUGCAAGGAGGUCAUUGGAUGCACAACGAGAUGGUAAAGGAGGGGACCAGAGAAGGGCAGUGCAUAACCCGUGUAGGCAAUGUGGAGAGCGGUACUUUGCAGGACACAGAUGCAAAACAUUUCAAAAGUAUAAAUGUUUGGAGGUUGAAGAGGAGUCAGAAGGAGACGAGGAAGCUGAGGAUGAACUAGGAGAGGAACAGGAAACCAACAAUAAGCAAGAGCUACAGGUUCUCUCUCUACAAUCCAUGGUUGGCCUCACAACAAAGAGAGCCAUGAGGAUUAGAGGAAACGUUGGAGGAGAGGAGGUAGUAGUUCUGAUUGAUUCUGGAGCCUCUUGCAGUUUCAUCGCCACUAGGUUGGUAGAGAAGCUCGGCCUACCUGUAGUGCCUACCACGGAGUUUGGCGUGGCCAUUGGAGAUGGUCGAGUUAUCACUGGAAAAGGGAAGCGUGUAGAUCUCAAGUUGGUCGUUCAGGGAAUUGAGAUACAAGGUGAAUUUUUGCUGUUUGAGUUGGGAGAUACAGACAUGGUGCUGGGCUAUACGUGGUUGGCAUCGCUGGGAGAAACAAGAAUAAACUGGGGUCUGCAUAUCUUACGGUUCCAAGUUGACAAUGAGUGGGUAACGCUGGCCAGUGACCCUUCACUCGUGCGGGCUCAGGUGUCACUCAAGUCCAUGGAGAAGUUGUGUGGAAGUGAAGGAGGUGUUUACUUGUUGGAAUUGCAGGAGCUGUUUGAGAAUGUCGGCGAGCAGGAGCGGUUGGUAAAGCCGAGUCAUAACAUUCAAAGGCUGAUCCGACAAUUCAAGGAGGUGUUCAACAUGCCUACAGGGCUGCCGCCCAAGAGGUCAAGGGAGCAUGCCAUUACGUUGCACGAAAGAACAUCACCUAUUAACAUAAGACCUUACCAAUAUUCUCAUCUUCAGAAGAACGAGAUCGAGAAACUGGUACGGGAGAUGUUACAAGCCGGGAUUAUAAAGCCUAGUAUCAGUCCCUUCUCGAGCCCGGUAUUGUUAGUCAAGAAGAAGGAUGGUGGUCUACGUUUCUACGUCGACUACAGGGCGGUGAAUAAGAGUACCAUACCGGAUCGUUACCCCAUUCCAGUGAUUGAAGAGUUGCUCGAUGAGUUGGAAGGAGCAGCAAUUUUCUCUAAACUCGAUCUCAAAUCCGGUUACCAUCAGAUAAGAGUUAAGGCUGGUGACGUAGGGAAGACGGCUUUUAAGACGCACGAGGGCCAUUACGAGUUUCUAGUGAUGCCUUUUGGGCUCACUAAUGCCCCCGCGACGUUUCAGUCUGUGAUGAAUGACAUCUUCAAGCCGUACUUGAGAAAGUUCGUGUUAGUCUUUUUCGACGACAUACUGGUGUAUAGUAGAGAUGAGAAGGAGCACCAGGAGCACUUGAAGAUAGUGUUACAAGUGUUGAAGGCUCACCGUUUUUAUUACGAACGAGAAGAAAUGUGCUUUCGGGCAGAGAAGGAUCGCAUAUUUGGGUCACGUGAUCACCAAAGAUGGGGUUUCAGCAGAUCCGGAAAAGGUCGAAGCAAUGAAGAAGUGGCCACCGCCGAAGAACGUAACAGCCUUGAGGGGGUUCUUGGGGCUUACUGGCUAUUACAGGAAGUUCGUUUUAAGUUAUGGGAGGAUAGCUCGACCUAUGACUGA
Molecule: messenger RNA, 2646 nt
Organism: Brassica oleracea var. oleracea
Lineage: Eukaryota; Viridiplantae; Streptophyta; Magnoliopsida; Brassicales; Brassicaceae
Exons: 1
Coding region: 1-2646 (881 amino acids)
Source: RefSeq, a predicted model, not a curated record